Monodelphis domestica (gray short-tailed opossum) is the source of this 3685-nucleotide messenger RNA. It is a transcript of the gene CASP2, whose product is annotated as caspase 2. Lineage: Eukaryota; Metazoa; Chordata; Mammalia; Didelphimorphia; Didelphidae. Gene Ontology annotation, biological process: proteolysis; regulation of apoptotic process. The record is from RefSeq and is a predicted model, not a curated record. Gene Ontology annotation, molecular function: cysteine-type endopeptidase activity.
UCGGCUCGCCGCCGGAGCAGGGCGCUUCUGCGCCUGCGCCAGACGUCAGGCGGCGAUUGAAUUCUAUUAUAGCUUUAGGUUUGGUCGCGGGGCGAGGUGAAAAUGGCCGCGCGCAGGCGCGUUCAGCAUAGGAAAGAAAGGAGGAGCAAGAGAAAGGGUCGGGGGCGGGAGCGCUGGCCCCUAUGGGGCGUUUUAUUUGUUUGUGGAGUGGGCGGCUCUUCCCUAGGCUGAGAAAGGCGGGAAAUGGCGGAGGCGCGCGCGGGAGCCCGCCCAGCCUUCAGCCGAGGGGUGUCGACGGUCGGGGACGGGGGACGCAGGAUGUUGGGAGUCUGGGGUAUGGAGCAGGAACACCAGGAAGCUCUGAAGAAGAACCGAGUUGUGUUGGCCAAGCAGUUGUUGCUUAGUGAACUCUUAGAGCACCUCUUGGAAAAGGAUAUCAUCACCCUAGAGAUGAGAGAACUUAUCCAGGCCAAAGUGGGCAGUUUCAGCCAGAAUGUGGAAUUCCUUAACUUGCUGCCCAAGAGGGGUCCCCAUGCUUUUGAAGCCUUCUGUGAUGCCCUACGGGAAACCAAGCAAGGGCACCUGGAGGAUCUGUUGCAUAGAACCCUUUACAGCUUUCAGAAUCUACGGCCACCAUUGGGUUGUGACUAUGACUCAAGUUUCCCUCUCCCAGUGUGUGAUUCCUGUCCCCCUCACAAGCAACUCCGCCUGUCUGUAGAGACCAUGGAACAUUCUUUGGACAAUGGAGAUGGACCUCCCAGCCUCCAGGUGAAACCCUGUACUCCAGAGUUUUAUCAAACACACCAGCAUUUGGCCUACAGAUUGCAGUCUCGACCUCGUGGCCUAGCAAUGGUGCUGAGCAAUGUGCACUUCAAUGGAGAGAAAGACUUAGAGUUCCGAUCUGGUGGGGAUGUGGACCACAGUUCCCUAGUGACCCUCUUCAAGCUCUUAGAUUAUGAUGUUCAUGUCUUGCGUGACCAGACUGCACAGAAGAUGCAGGAGAAUCUCCAGAGGUUUGCACAGCUGUCAGCUCACCAGAGCACAGAUUCCUGUAUGGUUGCCCUCCUCUCUCAUGGCAUAGAAGGUGGCAUCUAUGGUGUAGAUGGCAAGCUGCUCCAGCUCCAAGAGGUUUUUCGGCUCUUUGACAAUGCCAACUGCCCAAACCUGCAGAACAAGCCCAAGAUGUUUUUUAUCCAGGCUUGUCGUGGAGAUGAGACAGACCGAGGGGUAGACCUUCGAGAUGGGAAAGAGCAUGUGGCUUCUCCAGGGUGUGAGGAAAGUGAUGCUGGCAAAGAAAAGAUACUGAAAAUGCGACUGCCCACACGCUCUGACAUGAUCUGUGGCUAUGCGUGCCUCAAAGGCACAGCUGCCAUGCGCAACACCAAGCGGGGAUCCUGGUACAUUGAGGCCCUGACCCAAGUGUUCUCUGAGAGGGCUCGAGAUAUGCACGUGGCAGACAUGCUGGUUAAGGUUAAUGCACUUAUCAAGGAUCGAGAAGGCUAUGCCCCUGGUACAGAGUUUCAUCGAAGUAAGGAGAUGUCUGAGUACUCCAGCACCCUCUGUCGCCACCUCUACUUAUUCCCAGGACAUCCCCCUACACAAUGAGCUCCCAUCUUCUCAAACAACCCGAGUGAGACCACAGGAGUCAUAAAUGAACUGUCCCUCUUCAGAAUGGACCAUUUUGUCCUCCCCCUCAGGGAUAAUGGGACUCUCCCAGGCUGGUUUCACAUACCUUUUAUUUUCCACUUUGAAGAUGGGGCCUGCAGGCCAGCUCCUCUUGUGUGUAAAACUAGAGCCAUUUCUUGGCAAUCCCUGGUCAGAGUCACUGCCAAGAAGAGUGCUUAGGGUAUACAAUAAGGGAGUCUGGCAGGUAGUUCUAGAACACAAUACUUUUAUGUGGGGUAAGAGGUAUGUGAGCUUCACUCCUAAGUACUAAUAUUGAAUACCCUACCAAGCCCCAGCCCUAGCCUCUUGUGGGUAUUGAUUUUACCACCAGGAUUAUUGUGAAUAGCACUUUGAUCAUUGUCUCUGUUACAUGAGUUAAGCCAUUUUGAUGAUCUCCACCUUUUAUCCUUUCUAUUUUCAAAUGCUACUUCCCUUGCCAUUCAGGGAUAUUUUGGGUGACGUUCUUUACUACUUAAUUCAGUACUUUUAAAAUCAAUUAUUUCUUUAGUAUGAGUGCUCAUUCUUUCCACUGUCACAUUAUGAAGCCCCUCCCUAAUUUAGUAAGUGACAGUCCAGAAUCAACCUAGCCAAAAAUAAUUGCUUCUCUUGGUGAUGUUUCUCUUGAAACUUACCUAGAUUCCUCUUUGGAUAAUAGACAUGGGAACCAUCAACUGGGUCCAUUUUUAAAGCCUUUCCAGCUCCAUGAGAAUUUGCCUAGUAGAACUUGUACUUCACUAGCUUAGUCUUUGAGAACCCAAUGGAUAUCUUUUAAUAAGGGGAGUUAUUUGGCCUGAGAGGGCCAAGCACAACUCAAAACACUGUAUCUGCAGUAAUGACCUAUGCAUUCUCCUUUUUUUAGUACUGUAAAGGCCUCCCUGUUAGGAGGGGACUGUCUUCCUCUAUUCACCUACUCUGAAUAUACUCCAGCCCAACUUUAGAGAAUGGUGACAACUACCCUUAUUCAAGUUAUUAAGGUGACUUAUUCCUCCCCCAGGGAGUUUCCCAGAUCUCAUAAAUGGUUACUUUCCUCUGUGUUUUCCUAUUGAAAUGGAUGACACAGAGAAAGAAUGGAGAAUGGAUUUGUGAAUGAUACCUCAGAAUAAUUCUUUUUUUCCUUUGUCUCCUAGCCUGAACUUUCACCAAGUCCCAUUUUCUGCAUUUUAGAUGUUCUGCCUUUCUCCCUAUUCGCAUUUUCCAUCCAGUCUAGGUUUUCCAUGUUUUGUGCCAGGAUUACUGUAACGGCCUCCUGGACAGUAUCUAUUCUUCCAGUCUUUCAACCUCCAUCUAAUCCGUAUGCUACCGUUAGACUGAUUUUCUAAAUUAUUUCCCUACUAAAGAAACUACAGACUCUUAAACCCUGAUUAGUUUUUAAAUGUCCUUUUACUAUCUAACCUCACUGGAUAUAUUCCAGCUUUUCUUCCUAUAUUCCCCAAUAGGCACCACCUAUUCCUCUCUAGCUAGUAUUCUAUGUUCAUUUUUUUCUAUGGUGCCUUUGCUCUUAUUAUAUUCCCACCUUUAAUGCCUUCCCUUCUACCCUGUACCUAUAUAAAGCCUUACCUAGUGUUUGGCUCAGCUCAAUUCCCACCUCAAUGAAGCCUUCUUUGAGUUCUCUUUGCACUUAAUAGUACCAUAACUUAGUACUUAAUUGUGUUCUGAUUAUUUGAUGAUCUUAUUGCCUCCCAAAGAAACUAUAAGCUUCUUGAGGGCAGUGAUUGUGUCAUAAGUCUGUGGCCCCUGUAGUGUGGGCACAUAGUAAAUUCAGAGACCACGUAUUAUACUUUUAUCUCCCACAGUGCCCUGUACCAUGCUAGGGCCUAUAGGUGCUCAGUAAAUACUUUUUGAUUGGAGUUGGGGUGGAGGCCCUCCAGGGAAGGUAUUCAUUAUCCUAGCCUAUCUGCCUAAGCCCUGCCUAGGGUGGAAGCCUGUGAUGUGGAAGAAUCUGGAAAUGAGCCUCUCCCCACUCCCCACUGCCAGGGUUUUGUAUUGUUUUCAGGUGCCAAAUAAAUACUCAUGUUUGUUA